CCAGUCAACACAGGCUGCUGCACACUUCCUACAAGAGCCCAACCCAACAAUCCCCAACCAAAAUCUGUGAAAAAACCAUGGCGGAGUACGGCGGCGAGAAUCUGGAAGUGGAUCCAAGAAGCGGUUUCUGUAAGUCUACAAAAAUCUUCAACAGCAAACGCCGCCCAAUCCCACUUCCCCCUAACCAAUCCCUCGAUGCCACGACGUUCAUCUCUUCCCGUCCUCACAACGGCAAAAUCGCCCUCAUCGACGCCUCCACCGGCCAUCACAUAACCUACUCCGAUCUCUGGAACGCCGUCCACUCCGUCGCCUCUUCCCUUUCCGACAUGGGCAUCAGAAAAGGCCACGUCAUCCUCCUCCUUUCCCCAAAUUCUAUCCACUUCCCCAUUAUUUGCCUCGCCGUCAUGUCCAUCGGCGCCAUCAUCACCACCACAAAUCCCCUCAAUACUCCCCAAGAAAUCUCCAAGCAAAUAUCAGAUUCCAAACCGAUUUUAGCCUUCACUACUCAAGCAUUAAUCCCCAAAAUCGCCACUUCCAAAUUACCAGUCGUCGUAAUCGAUGGGCAGAUUCCGAAAUCCCAAGCGAAAAUCGUGUCGACAUUGAGCGAAAUGAUGAGGAAAAAACCAAGUGGGAGUCAAAUCAAGGAACGCGUGGAGCAAAACGACACAGCGACUCUGCUUUAUUCCUCUGGAACGACAGGCGCGAGCAAAGGCGUGGUGUCGUCUCACAAGAAUCUAAUCGCCAUGGUUCAAGUGGUUGUAACCAGGUUCAAAUUAAGCGAAGGGGAAGGGACUUUUAUCUGUACGGUCCCGAUGUUUCAUAUUUACGGCCUUGUAGCGUUCGCUACGGGGCUGCUUUCCUCAGGAUCGACUAUCGUCGUAUUGUCGAAAUUUGAGAUUCAUGAAAUGUUAUCAGCGAUUGAGAAGUACAAGGCUACGUAUUUGCCUCUCGUGCCGCCGAUUUUGGUGGCGCUGGUGAACGCCGCCGAGCAAAUAAAAGGAAAGUACGAUCUGGGGUCGUUACACACGGCACUUUCCGGCGGAGCGCCGCUGGGGAAGGAGGUGAUUGAGGGUUUUGUUGAGAAAUUUCCGAAUGUUGCGAUUCUUCAGGGUUAUGGAUUGACGGAGUCCACCGGAAUUGGGGCGUCUACUGAUUCUUUGGAGGAGAGUCGUCGGUACGGCACGGCGGGGCUUCUGUCGCCGAGUACUGAAGGGAUGAUUGUUGACCCGGAAACCGGUGAGGCUCUUCCUGUGAACCGAACCGGAGAGCUUUGGCUUAGAGGCCCCACCGUCAUGAAAGGGUAUUUUGGUAACGUGGAAGCAACAAGUUCAACCCUUGAUUCAGCGGGAUGGUUGAGAACCGGUGAUCUGUGUUAUAUUGACGAAGAUGGUUUUAUUUUUGUGGUUGAUAGGCUUAAGGAACUCAUCAAAUAUAAGGGUUAUCAGGUGCCACCAGCAGAAUUAGAGGCAUUGUUGCUUACUCAUCCUAAUAUCUCUGAUGCUGCUGUGAUACCAUAUCCGGACAAGGAUGUUGGACAAUUUCCUAUGGCUUAUGUGGUAAGAAAGGUUGGAAGUGACAUUUCGCACAACGACGUUAUGCAAUUUGUAGCAAAACAGGUGGCACCCUACAAGAGAAUUCGACGGGUGGCGUUUGUGGAUUCCAUUCCCAAGAAUCCAUCUGGUAAAAUACUGAGAAAGGAUCUUAUAAAGCUCGCAACCUCCAAACUCUAAAUUAAAUGGUCUUCCUAUAAUUUGAAUCAUCAUACGUCGAUUCAGUUUAGUCCGUGUAUACAAAGUAGCGUUGAUUGUAACGAUGUCGUUUUGAUACACAAUUAUCAUUUUUUUCCUUUUUAAAUAUUUAAUGUUGGUAUGUAUAAAGUUGCAUUGACAAUAAAACAUAAUGGAAAACAAAUUUCAAUUA
Molecule: messenger RNA, 1920 nt
Organism: Cucumis sativus (cucumber)
Lineage: Eukaryota; Viridiplantae; Streptophyta; Magnoliopsida; Cucurbitales; Cucurbitaceae
Product: 4-coumarate--CoA ligase-like 5
Exons: 5
Coding region: 78-1730 (550 amino acids)
Cellular component (GO): peroxisome
Molecular function (GO): CoA-ligase activity
Source: RefSeq, a predicted model, not a curated record